CGCUUUCCUCCCGGGCCAAUUGAGGGACACUGGGCACCUCUAUAAGAAAUAUAGUGCUUCUGUCCGAAAUUGUGCCUCUAACCAGCCAGAGGUAACUACCAAGAAACCUGCCAGAAGGUGUAUUGUCACUCCUAGCAGGUGCCGUUGAACUCCGCGGAGCGUCGUUUACUCUAUAUAAAGCAGAGAAAUUUCAACUAGCGAAUUCCACACGUCGCUCGUUGCCACUGCUCGCUAUAUUUUCUGCUCUUGUUACCCUUGUAUUGUUAAACGAGACCGCACUAUCCAUCGCUGAUAUGGAAGUUCAAAUUCUCUCUGAUCUCCAUUUGGAGACGCCAGCCGCAUAUGACAUAUUCACCGUGAACCCCAAAGCACCCUAUUUGGCGCUGCUCGGAGACACGGGAAAUGUUAGGGACGAUGGAUUCUUCACAUUUAUCCGUGGCCAAUUGCAAAACUUUCAGCUUGUCUUCCUGCUCCUUGGAAACCACGAACCGUUUUACUCCAGCUGGAUGGAAACAAAGGCAAAACUAGAGCGCUUUCAAAAUGAGAUGGAGCGAGCCUUAAACAAUAAGGAAGUGCAAGGCAAACUUAUCUUCCUCGACCGAGCGCGCUACGAUAUCUCUCCCACCGUCACUGUUCUCGGGUGCACACUCUUUUCGCACAUCACGCCCGAACAGGAGGAGGAUGUGAGUUUCGGAAUGAAUGACUUCUAUUAUAUCAGCGGCUGGUCGGUCGAGGCGCAUCAGGCCGCACACCUGGAAGAUCUAGCAUGGCUGAAUAAAGAAGUCGAAUCUAUCUCACGCCACGAUCCGGAGCGGAAAGUCGUCAUAUUCACGCAUUAUUGUCCCACCACAGAUGAGAAAGUGAUAGACCCGACGCAUACGAAUAGCCACAUUUCAUCCGGCUUCAUGAGCGACCUGUCGAAGGAAGUAUGCUGGGGCGACACCUGCGUCAAGCUCUGGGCGUUUGGACACACACAUUUCAACUGUGAUUUCUUAGAUCAGAAAACGGCGAAGAGGGUCGUGUGUAAUCAACGAGGUUACUAUUUUGCGCAAUCAAAGGGGUUUGAUGGGGAGAAAGUUGUCAAAAUAUGAACAGCAUAACUACAGGCAAUGGUGAUCUUCUAUUAUGUUUAUCUUUAAGGGGAAUUUACAUUCGCUGUCAUAAUAUGCCGAAGUUGAGAAUUUC
Molecule: messenger RNA, 1185 nt
Organism: Coccidioides immitis RS
Lineage: Eukaryota; Fungi; Ascomycota; Eurotiomycetes; Onygenales; Onygenaceae
Product: Ser/Thr protein phosphatase
Exons: 1
Coding region: 294-1091 (265 amino acids)
Molecular function (GO): hydrolase activity
Source: RefSeq, a predicted model, not a curated record